Molecule: messenger RNA, 4051 nt
Organism: Sinocyclocheilus rhinocerous
Lineage: Eukaryota; Metazoa; Chordata; Actinopteri; Cypriniformes; Cyprinidae
Gene: znf219
Product: zinc finger protein 219
Exons: 5
Coding region: 277-3612 (1111 amino acids)
Biological process (GO): regulation of DNA-templated transcription
Cellular component (GO): nucleus
Molecular function (GO): DNA-binding transcription factor activity, RNA polymerase II-specific; RNA polymerase II cis-regulatory region sequence-specific DNA binding
Source: RefSeq, a predicted model, not a curated record
CGUGUGAGGAAAGAGAGGAGGAGGAGGAGAAGAUAGAGAGGGCAGAAGGGAGGGGGCAUCGGCGUAUGCUUGUAUACAACUACCCCCCGAUUUCCAUUUUUUCCCCUAACUCGUAAUGUAUUUAAUUCAAGUGAAACGUAAUCAUGACGUGUGUUGUCAUUAAUCUCCUCGCCGCCUCUCCCGGGAAUGUUGGAGUUGGUCAGGCAGAUUGCCACCAUCAGAACACACCCUCUUUAAGUCAAGGAAGUGAAGCAUGGCAUAGACACAUCAACAAGUAUGGAUUCUCCACCAGAGAGUAUGCUGGCUCUUUCCUGUGAGCCCCCAUUGUCUCCUCCCUCCAUGCCGUCCCUGGACCACAGUCCCCAAUUCCUAUCCCAGAGUCCUCAAUCUACCCCUUCUAGCCCUCAAACUGAACUCUAUGCCCCGGUCUCUCCUUGCCCCCUUCCAGAGGCCAGCCUCCAAGAUGAGGAGGAGGAGGAUGAGGAGCUGUCAACUCCCCCAUCACCCACCCCAGCGGUGGCGCUGUUUCCUGGUGAACUUGAGCUCGGCAGUCCCUCAUCGGAGAGCAGCCCCCCAGCCACACCAUUAACACCUUUUCCUGGUUUUGGAGCUCUGGAGCAGGCCAUCUCCUCUGGUCAAAGUACCACCUGUGAUGAUGAGUUGGAUCUUCAACUUUUCAACAAUGAGGGCAUGGCUGUCCCCGGAGGGACAAACUCUGGGCCUGGCCUAAGGUUCCCGUGCCAUGUGUGUGGAAAGAGGUUCCGCUUCCAGAGUAUUUUGUCCCUGCAUGCUCGAGCUCACAGUUUAGACAGGGAGCGUCGAGCUUCAGCUCCCUACCGAACCACACAUGCCAAACUGCAGCAGAACCAUGUGGGCAACAGUGUAAUCCAGAAUCUCAACAACAGAGAGCCUGGUCUGAAACUGAGUCCAUUAUCUGGGUCAUUACAAAAGAAUAUGGAUGAGGACAUGGUUCCAGAGGAACCUCUUCAAACUGCUAGCAGCCCACAGUUCCUCUUUGAAGGAACCACAGCCCUGACUCCACCUCUAACAGAGGAAGCACCAAUCUCAACCUCCUUCUCUCCACUUGGCCAUGCCCACUUGGAAGACAACACCCCCUCCACAGCUGCUUCUGCCUUCCGGUGUCAUGCCUGUAAGGGUAAGUUCCGUACAGCUUCAGAGCUGGCACGUCAUGUGCGGAUCCUCCACAACCCCUACAAAUGUACAAUGUGUCCCUUCUCAGCCAGUCAGGAGGAAAGCCUGGCUGCCCAUCUGCAGGAGAGCCACCCACCUGAGGAUCCUGUCACUGAAACGGUUUUCCCUCCUCACCCUAUAACAGCACCAACAGAGACUCCUCCCUCACAAAUGCCAGUUGUUCCAGCUUUCCGAUGCGAGACGUGCGGGCAGCGUUUUACUCAGUCCUGGUUUUUGAAGGGGCACAUGCGGAAGCACAAGGACUCAUUGGAUCACAAGUGCCAGGUGUGUGGCCGUGGCUUCAAGGAACCCUGGUUCCUAAAGAAUCAUAUGAAGGUGCAUCUCAACAAGCUGGGCCUCAAAGCUGGAUUGGGAAAUCUGGGGCCGGCUGGAAAUGAGCAAUCCAAAGGUCCUGCAAGCACACAAGUGCUGGGGGCCCUGUAUUCCAACUUGCUCCUGGCUCGCACUAUGACUGGUGGCGGUGGUUCAGGAAGUCGCACAGAGAGGUCAGAUGCCAGUGCAGGCUCAAGCAAAUCCUCUAUAUUGGGUUAUCUGGGCUUACCCAAAGAUGCCAGCAAUGGAAGUUGCAUGGAGCGCCUUCAGGCAGUGGCACAGGUUGCAGAAAUGGGUAAUGGUGGAGGACGGGGAGGUGAAGCAGCAGACGGAGCGGACCAGGCAGCCAUGUGGCAGCUGGUUGCUCGCAGUCUGAUGGCAGCACAGCACAACCAACAGCAACAGCAGCAGCGAUCUCAUUCGCACCAUCAGCUUCCUUCCUCACGAGGCACAGUUGCUGGGGAAGCCAAGGAGUUGAGGACCUACCUUGGUGGGUUGGGUUCUAGAGAGGAACUGGAGGGAUCUAGUCCACCAUGGGAGUGUCCAGAUUGCGGCAAGCUGUUCAGAAGCCUUCAGCAGGUGGUUGCUCACGCCCGUGUCCAUGUCCAGAAACCACAGAAAGGUCAAAGUCCCCGAGGGGGCAUGUCCAGGGAAGAGGACAUUAUAAACAGAGUGAGUGGAGCUCAGGCAACAGGUGGAGUAGGAGGAGGACAAAGAACUAGUGACAAUGAAGGAAGGCAGGAGGGAAAGCAACUACCAUCAGAAGUCGGGACAGCUGGGAGCUUCCAUUCUGUCAUAUCACAUCUUUCUGGUCAAAAUGGUCUGAGGGGAUCAUCCUCUUCCACUUCAUCUCCAAGGGAGCGUGUUCGGGGAACAGGGAUAAAGGAUUGCCCCUACUGUGGUAAAGCCUUCCGGUCUUCCCAUCACCUUAAAGUGCACCUUCGUGUACACACAGGUGAGAGACCAUACAAAUGCCCACACUGUGAUUAUGCUGGCACCCAGUCUGGCUCUCUCAAGUACCACCUUCAACGUCAUCAUCGUGAGCAAAGGAACGCUAUGGCAACCACCACAAAUUCCCCACCACCGAGCCUCCCCUCUCUGACUGGCUCUCCUCAUGAAGUGGUGAAAAAGCGCCGUCACCCCUCCAUGUCCCAGUCUUCUUUUGGGAGGGAUCCUGGAGAGGCUCCUUCUUCAAGGCACAGUCGGUCAUGGGCUGCAAGCCCGCCAGAGAAGAAGGAGGGCACUACUGCAUCUGGACGUCAAAGAGAGGGAGACGUGGAGAGUCAGUAUCACAGUCUGUCGGGGAUGAUGGGUACUUUCUUUGCCGGUGGUCUAGAACCAAGUUGGAUUGGGGAGGUGCCACCUCCGAAAAUGCCCAAAGUGUCUCGACGGAAACCCCUUACUACAAGCCGCAUGAUGUCAGCAAAUGGCUACCAGGGCGGGAUGAAGUCCAGUGGGUCCCAGGAAGGAGGCUUUGAACCUCUGGACCUUUCCCGCCGCCCUUUACAAGAUGAAGGGGGAGUGAGCAGUUCUAUAGGUGGACCGUCAGGUGGCUCUAAAGGAGGGAAUGACAUCCUCAAUCAAUGUGUCUUCUGUCCCUUCCGGACCUCUUCUGUUGAGCUUAUGGCCAUGCACCUUCAGGUUAAUCACACCAGCAAGUCUCGUCGCAAGAGGGGAGCCCCUCUCGCUUCCACCAAUCAUUCUCCAAGACUAACUUUGGCCAGGCCGGACCGCGAUCCGCUGGCUCUGUGGAAGUUCCUCGGUGCAGAGGACGGAGUAGCAUCUCCUGAGGAUUGGGUCUUGUCAAAGACAAGAGCUGAGAAUGGAUUCAGCCCAGAGAACAGGGACACAGAGGACAGUUUUGAACUGGCCCCUGGACCUGUGGGAAGCAUUGGUAAGAAGGGGCUUAAAAUGAGAGAGGAGCUGGACGAGGAAGAUGAGCAAGUCGAUGAGGAGGAGGAUGACCUGGAAGCAAAUGGCAGCUUUGGAAAUGCACCCCAGAAUCAGAGCAGAAGGGCUGGGUCUGUUUCAUCAGACCUCACGGCUGAGGAUCUGCUCAAGGAGGAGGAAGGUGUCUUGGGGAAAUAACAUCAAACAAGAGCCCUGGAUGAGUUUGGACUAGUGUUGUCAAAAGUACCAACUUUGGUACCAGUCAGUACUGAAGUUUUAAAAAUGUCUAUUUCCCGCUAACGUUUGAGUGCUGAUGAGCCGAUUCUUGGCCAUUGUGUUCAAACGCGCUCAACAGAUAUGAUUGUGAUUGGCUACAAAGAUCAUCGCUGAACACAAUGGCCAAUCAGUGCUGUUUAAGAAUCAGCUCAAUAGCACUCAAAUGUUAGCGGGAAAUGAAUGUUUUUAACAUUUCAGUACCGACUGGUACCGAAGUCGGUACUUUUGACAACACUAGUUUGGACAUAGCGGCAGGGGAGAGAUAUUUGGGAAAUAGUUGCCCAGGGUCCCUCGUACAACCCUGUUGAAUAAAAAAACAGCAUUUUCGGGUUAGGUAUGGCAGCUAGUUUGAGCUGGUUUA